AUGCACGGAGGACCUUCAAAAGACCCUGGAUUUGACCCAACAACUGGGAUUGCUGAUAAACCUGCAGAUAUCACAGCUGGCCCCAUCUCAGAAGAUUCUCUAUUUGGGGAUUCAGAUAGAUUAUCUGACUUUUCAGGCUUUACAGUCUCCCAAGAGAAUCGAGUUCUGCCUGAGAGCAGUAAGGAACUUAGUAAUCUUCAGAAGUCCAAAGAAGAGCAAAAUAACUGGACUGAGAACUUUGUCCAUGUUCUGAACUGCUGGUGUGUGAAGGGAAGCUAUCACCAGGAUAUGUUGCACAUGUGGGAUAUUUUUCACGAGGAAAAAGGAUCUGAAAAUGAUCGCCCUGAUAUCUUCCCAGACACCCAGUUACACAUCGUACUGGAGUUUAGCCAUGGUGGAAGGGAUUUAGAAGGCUUUGUAUUUAAUAAUGCUGGGCAGGCUCAUGCUAUAUUCCUCCAGAUUGCCUAUACUUUAGCUGUUGCUGAACAACAGUUAGAAUUUGAACAUCGUGAUCUUCAUUGGGGUAAUGUUUUAAUUGCAACAACUACAAAGAAUUAUGUGGAGUUCAAACUGAAUGAAGGAACUUAUUGUCUUGAUACUAAGGGUGUAGUGGCUACAGUGAUAGAUUUUACUUUAUCAAGAUUAAAGACUCCUCAUUGUGUUAUGUAUAAUAAUUUGGCAGAAGAUCCUUCACUCUUUACUGCUGAAGGUGAUUAUCAGUUCGAGAUAUAUAGACAAAUGAAAAAAGUGAAUAGGUAAGUUUUAUUGUUAUAU
This is a messenger RNA of Macrobrachium nipponense, 774 nucleotides long. Its product is annotated as serine/threonine-protein kinase haspin-like. Gene Ontology annotation, biological process: intracellular signal transduction; mitotic cell cycle. Gene Ontology annotation, molecular function: histone H3T3 kinase activity. Gene Ontology annotation, cellular component: cytoplasm; nucleus. NCBI's taxonomy places the organism in Eukaryota, Metazoa, Arthropoda, Malacostraca, Decapoda, Palaemonidae. The transcript is spliced from 5 exons. The record is from RefSeq and is a predicted model, not a curated record. Bases 1 to 759 code for a protein of 252 amino acids.